Messenger RNA from Naegleria gruberi, 1917 nucleotides. RefSeq lists its product as uncharacterized. NCBI's taxonomy places the organism in Eukaryota, Heterolobosea, Eutetramitea, Acrasida, Naegleriidae. Gene Ontology annotation, molecular function: lipid binding. Gene Ontology annotation, cellular component: endoplasmic reticulum. The transcript has 2 exons. The record is from RefSeq and is a predicted model, not a curated record. The coding region runs from base 1 to 1917 and encodes 638 amino acids.
AUGUCCACAGACGCCAACGCUCACGAUCAUCAUCAGGAAGUAAAAGAACAACCACAACAACCAGUAAACUCACUCUAUGAGAGGGCUAAAAGGAAAUUAAAAUUGGAAACACCAGCCUCUCAAGCUGUAACCUACUCCCAGUUGGAAUUACCAUAUCAUGCUCCUCCAGUCAUUUACAAGAUUGUAUACAAUGAGGAGAGUAGGAGUGCCACAUUAUUUGAAAGAGUUAAUACUUGGAAGGGAUCCAAGGAAGAAUUGAGAGAAAAUGAAAAAGCCUUGUCAAGAAUUAGACAAGAUCAACUCACUUAUCAACAGCAACAGCAAAAACAACAUUCGAAUAUUUCUUCGUCUUCUUCAUCUUCUUCAACUUCCUCAUCAUCGGAUAAAUCCUCUAACAAUGAAUCGAAUACAAUCAUUAAUAUUACUAAUAAUGUUGGAGACUUUUUAGCAUAUCACUUUUUGAAAGGAUGCUAUCCCGAUAUUGAAUGGACAUCAGUCAAUUCGGAUUCUGCUCUUGCUGAUUUAUUUACAAAGGAAAAUUCCAUGUUAAAUAAGAAGGCUAAUUACAUGUGGGCCAUUGAUGCCAAUUUUAAUUUCAUAUUUGCUCCAGAACAUCAAAUGGAUUUUGCAUUGCAAAGAAUUAGAGUUAAGCAUGGAGAUUUGACAGCUACUGGUAAAACUUUGAUUGGAAGUUUGGAUAAUUUGACAGUUGGAAGAUUGCCAGCUCGUGUUGGAGGUGAAUUUAGAUGGGACGAUUCGAAAGGAACAUGGAGAAUUGACAAUGAUUCAUCCUAUUGCUUUUUCAGAGAGGAUGAAUUGGUAAUUUCAAAUACAGCCAAGGUGAAAUGGCAAUUUAUUACUGAACUAUUCCUGAGAUCGGUUGGUGUAAAGACCAAUGAUAUUUUAUGGUUGGAUUUGGUUCAAUCUAGAAAACUGGAUAGUUUUGUGGUUCAAAAAUUAUCCAAAGCCUUUGUAAGAAUGAAGAGAGAUGACGAAAAGCAAGCAGCUAUCAAUGAUAUUGGAUCCAAGUUUUCUCUUGUUAACUUGUUCAAGGGUGUCAAUUUAUUUGAUAUUGUUUUUGAAGCUUUUGGAGCUAAGAGUUAUUUUUGUACAUUAGGUAAAUUGCAUGUUGAGAUUUUGGAGGCUUCUAAUUUGUCCUAUGUGGAUGUAUUCAAAAUUCAACAUGCCUACUCUUACUGCACUGUUGGGCUGAGAGGAUCAGACCUUGUAGAGCAUAGGAAUUGGUGGGAUAGAUAUUAUCAAACCAAAACUGUUAAAAGAAAUCAAAAUCCUCAAUUCCAUGAAUCUUUCGCACUCUAUGUAUCAAGUAUGGAUAUUCAAAUUUUGGACUUGAAGGUUUAUCAUUCCAAACAUCAACUUAUUCCAGUUUUAUUAGGAGAAUGUGAAUUGGAAUUGAGUGAUUUGAACUUUAAAGAUUAUGAUGAACUGGAUUUGUGGUUACCAUUGGUAGUUCCAAAAGGAAUUUUGGAUAUUGCUCGUCCAAGUCCCUCGAGCAAGCACUCUGAUACAGGCAUCAAUGCACUCAACAAUAUCUUCUCGGGUACAAGUCUCGUUCAAGUGGAUUCAAUUUCUCAACAGUCAUCUCCAACCAUUGUAGGUUCAAUGGUUGAUAUUGGAACCAAUCUCAAAAAGGUCACUGGUAUCCAUAAUACUAGUUCAUCAAGAGUUGGAAAUGUUUCUGUCAAGGCUGCCAGUAUGAGCAUGCAAACAUUUACAAUACCAUCCAAAACAGAUCAAAUGAUCCAUGUUAAACUGAGAUGGGAACCACACAGCAAGACAGAUUCUACAAAGAAUAUUCAAGUUGAAAGUACAGCAUCAACAAGUCCAAAGAGUGAACAAUUAUAUACCUAUGAUCAAAUCAUGAAAGAUCAAGAAACUGAUACAACAGUAAAUUAG